UAUUUAAAGAACUCUGUACGUUCGAGCUAUUCGAGAUAUUUUAAAAAAAUCACACAAUCAUGAUUUCAUGUUGUUAUAAAGUGAUUUUGUUUUUCUUAUGUCUUAUGAUUACUGAGACUUGGUCAUUUUGGAAUACCUCAUCAAAAGUAGAUUGUAGUGUGACGCCAUGGUCUCCGUGGAGUUCAGUGAACGGACAGCAGACGAGAAUGAGGCGAAUAAUGCGUCAUUCUCAAAAUGGCGGAGAGCCAUGUCCGUCAGUUUCGGAGACAAAAGAUCCAAAUUCGGAUUGUACAGUUUCAUCUUGGUCGACGUGGAGUGCAGUCUUUGGGUUUGGACAACAAUCACGUGUCAGAACUGUUAUAACACAACCUACUGGAACCGGAAAGCAGUGCCCAGUUCUUGAAGAAAUCAGAUACACUGGUAAAAUACCAAGUGUUAAUGUGACAGCAAAAAAUGUUCAAAACUUCUUUGCCCGACCAAGCGGAAAAGUUUUAAGUCAAACAAUAAAAUCAUCUCAAAUUCAGAGUCAGGAUUUAUCAAGAGAUUUAGUGAUCAUUAUGGACAGUUCUGGUAGCAUUGGUAGCAAUGGGUUCCAAGUGGCAAAAGAGCAAACUGCCAAACUUAUGGGUCUAUUAUGUCCUACCGCCCCGUUUGAUAAGAUUGCCGGGUCCCCCUAUCAAUAUAACCAAGCCGCCAUGUUGACAUAUUCAACGAAUGUGGUUGAAAACUUUGAUUUCAAUAGAUACAGUACCACUGUCAAUAUUCAGAAUGCCAUCAAACGUGUCAGAUAUGCAGGAGGGGGUACAAGUACCAACAAAGCGUUUGAUCAAGCAAGGGGCCUUUUUCAGCCGAACAAAGGUGUAAGAGAUGCAGCACGUGCUAAACGCGAGGUACUUAUUCUGACUGACGGAAGAUCAAACAGUCAAUCACAAACUCUGGCUGCGGUUAGAAAACUUAAAUUAGAGGCGGAUGUAUACGGUCUAAUGAUAGGAAGCUUUUCAACCAGUGGAAUGAAUGAACUCACACAAUACGUCUCUUCACCAAUUAACGAACAUUUGUUUUGCAUUGAGAAUUUCCAACAACUGAAAGAUUUAUUAGCACUCAUUGAAGACACAAAGAAGAAAGCCGGUGUAGAUUGGUGUGCACCUUUUAAUUAGUAGAAUACGAUGACAUUUAUAGCAUCUCGCCUUAUUCUAAUAGAUUUAUUCUAAUAUUCAUGAAAUGUUUGAGGUCAUCCAAUGAGUGUAGGUUCAAUACAGAAUUCAUUGAACAAGUUAAAUGAAAUUAUAUAAAUCAUUCAAUGUACCUACACGAAUAUUAUAUUCUUUCAAGCGUACAUGUAUAUCUUUUAGAAGAUCUGUUUAAACUGUUUAUAUAUUUUUUGCAUCGACGCGCGUAUAGUGUAAGGGAGUUGUUAAAGUUGCACGGAAUAGUAAAAAAAUUUUUUUUUAAUGUCAAGUUAACACAUAAAGUAAUUGAAUUAAUUUGUGACUGUUAUUAGAGCAUCCGCUUCCACCUUUCUUUGACACUGUGUCCUCUUUCGUUUUUAGUGUGUUCCGCGCUGGAUACCCUUCCAGUGUGGCUAGGUUAUGAUGGCGCUGCGUUCUUUGAACGCCGCCAGGCUAUGUGGAUCCUUAUUUACAUUUUUAGGCAUUUAUAUAUUUCUCAAUUUAUAAUUACUUUUUGUUUUUAAACUUUGAUCGUUCAUGAGAUGAUUUGCAAUUUUAUUAUGAAAAAAAAAAUAGUUAAAA
This is a messenger RNA of Ruditapes philippinarum (Manila clam), 1751 nucleotides long. RefSeq names its product vitrin-like. Bases 60 to 1157 code for a protein of 365 amino acids. NCBI's taxonomy places the organism in Eukaryota, Metazoa, Mollusca, Bivalvia, Venerida, Veneridae. The record is from RefSeq and is a predicted model, not a curated record. The transcript has 4 exons.